This is a messenger RNA of Baudoinia panamericana UAMH 10762, 855 nucleotides long. RefSeq lists its product as uncharacterized. The coding region runs from base 1 to 855 and encodes 284 amino acids. Lineage: Eukaryota; Fungi; Ascomycota; Dothideomycetes; Mycosphaerellales; Teratosphaeriaceae. The record is from RefSeq and is a predicted model, not a curated record. Gene Ontology annotation, molecular function: enoyl-CoA hydratase activity. The transcript has a single exon. Gene Ontology annotation, biological process: fatty acid beta-oxidation.
AUGGCGGCCUCCACAUACCAGACGUUCGCACUCUCCCCAGUUCGCGACAGCAAGCACGCUGUGCGGUUGACUGUUUUCAACCCACCGAUCAAUUUGCUAAACGGCGCAUUGCUCACCGACCUGCACGCCUACCUAGAGGUUCUACGGACACAGCCGGAGGAGGCGCCCAAAGUGGUCGUCAUCUCGAGCAACGACCCUGAUUUUUGGAUCGGCCACCUCGAUCUUCAUAUCGUCAGCGUACAAUACCCACUGGCGAGGCCUGAAGAAGCAGGCCAUUUUCUGCAUCUUCUUGGCGGCAUCCUCAACCUUUUUCUGACCUUACCUACCGUCUUCAUUGCGGAAGUGAACGGCGCAGCCGUAGGCGGUGGCAAUGAAUUCGCCGUCAACAUGGAUAUGCGCUUCGCUGGGCCAAGGGCUCGUUUCGGGGUGCCGGAGGUGGGUGGUGGCAUUGUGCACGGGGGCGGGAUCCAACAGCUCGUGAAGCUUAUUGGUCCUGGGAGAGCUAUGCAGAUGAUGUUGUCGUCGCAAGGUGUCUUGGGCGAGGAAGCGAAGAGGCUGGGGUUGGUUAACGGCUUCACGGAGGACGAGAAGCAUCUUCGAGAGUUCGUGGAUGACUUGGCAGUUCGCAUCGCAUCGUUUCCGAGAGGCGGCUUACAAGGGACGAAGGCGAGCAUCAGAGCAUGUUUGGAUGGAUCCGGGAGCAUGGGCGCGGACAUGAAGAAGUUAGGCGAGUUGGCACAUACGCAGGAAGCGCAGAGGGCCAUCUCUGCGUUCAUCGAGAAGGGCGAGGAUCAGACGAAAAGUACAUGGGAGCUCAGACUGCCGGAUAGCGUUGUUGAAAUCUGGGAGUCAUGA